AUGAGAACACUGAUUCUCCUUUUGGUUCUUCUAUGCCUAGUCUCUGUGGCCACUGCGGCGACGAGAUACUGUGAGGAGCCUUUGUUCAAAGGACCGUGUGAUAAGAAACUGAAGAGAUAUGGUUUUGACAAGGAAAAAGGGAAGAGUGCAAUCAAUUCUGCAAAGCUGAAAAGGCUUCCAAUUAAAAGGGAUGAACGUAUGGGUCGAUUUCCUCUCCCAUUUGUAUUAUAUUUGAACACUCAAGGUGAGAACAGCAACAAUGGAAUAGGGAUUCACCGAAGAUGUGGAAAAGAAUCAUCCAAACAAAGCUUGUCUCAAACAAAUUCUACAACCCAUAUGAAAUGUCAUAGCACUAAGUGUGGUCUCAAGUUAUAG
Messenger RNA from Necator americanus (New World hookworm), 375 nucleotides. RefSeq lists its product as uncharacterized. The record is from RefSeq and is a predicted model, not a curated record. Gene Ontology annotation, molecular function: serine-type endopeptidase inhibitor activity. The transcript is spliced from 6 exons. Lineage: Eukaryota; Metazoa; Nematoda; Chromadorea; Rhabditida; Ancylostomatidae. The coding region runs from base 1 to 375 and encodes 124 amino acids.